Colossoma macropomum (tambaqui) is the source of this 1737-nucleotide messenger RNA. Its product is annotated as rho guanine nucleotide exchange factor 19. Lineage: Eukaryota; Metazoa; Chordata; Actinopteri; Characiformes; Serrasalmidae. The transcript has 13 exons. Bases 157 to 1737 code for a protein of 526 amino acids. The record is from RefSeq and is a predicted model, not a curated record. Gene Ontology annotation, cellular component: cytoplasm; nucleus. Gene Ontology annotation, molecular function: guanyl-nucleotide exchange factor activity. Gene Ontology annotation, biological process: activation of GTPase activity; intracellular signal transduction.
AGAUGUGGGCCCUUUAAAGUUUUAGUGAGGGGCUGGAUAGUGUUAUGUCAAUCAAUGAGCCACACCCGAGAAGGAUUCAAGUCUUCUACAGCCUUGAGCAGGUACUGUCAUGUCACCGUGGACUGAAGGGAGGUCAGGGGUUCUACGUUUUUAUCGAUGGCCAACAGCGAUGCGGUAGUCUGUGCAGUUGCACAGUCCAAGAUGGAUGAAAGCAACGUUAAAACAAACGCUUGUCAAACGCCAGAGAGGACUUUUGGCGCCUUUGGUGGGAUUGCUGCUGCUCUCAGGUCCGUUGCAAACUCAGACUCUUGGAGUCUUGAGGGUGUUUACCUCCACACUGCACCUCUCUUCACUGUAGAGGAUAACAAGGCCUUGCCCAGUCGGCCAGACUCUCCUGUUCAGGACUGUGGACGAGAUGAAGUCAAACGGUGCACGGAUGAUGCGCAGAAGGAAGAGGAAACCUUUCAGUUGAAUUUUGAAUCGAAAUACAUUAACAGUUCUGUGCCACUGUAUCAGGAGUACUGGCUGAAAUGUAUGAGAGCAGACCUUCAGAAGGUGCAGCACAAAAGGCUGGCAGACCUUGUGAUGUCGCACUGUCUUGCUGGCCUCUCUUCUCCCCCUGCAUCCAGCCCUAUUUCUGUAUCAAGCCCUCCAGGGCUACAUGUGGCACCAUACGCUUUGUGGCAGGAGCUGCCAGAAGUGAAGAGGAAACGUUUGCUGCAUUUGCUCACAGCCAGUGACAUUCGGCUACAAGAGGCCAUGUUUGAACUAAUUCUGUCAGAAACCUCGUAUCAGAAGAGUUUGCAGGUGGCAGUUGGGCUGUUUCAGGGCUCUGCAGAGCUGAGGAACACGUUAUCUCCCGUACAGAAUCAUGUUCUUUUUUCCAACCUAAAGGAGGUCUGUAGGGUCAGUGAGGGAUUCCUUCUGGACCUGGAGGCUAGGCUGGGUCAGAAUGUGGUGAUGUCUAAAAUUGGUGACGUAGUGCUGAGUCACCGAUCAGCGUUUCGUCGGGUCUAUGUGCCUUAUGUCACCAACAUGAUGUAUCAGGAGGCCCUCAUUUCAAAACUUUUGCAGGAAAAUAAGAAGUUUGUGAUGGCUGUAAAGAAGCUGGAGAAGGAUCCGGUAUGCCAGAGACAGACACUCAAGUCCUUUCUGGUCCUUCCUUUCCAAAGAAUCACACGAUUAAGGCUUAUUCUAGAGAACAUUCUCAAAAGAACCGAUGAGCAAUCCACUGAUGUCACCAACCUAAAAGAAGCAAUUGAAGCUGUGCGAGAGAUAGUGGUAGAGUGCGACAGCAAUGUCCAGAGAAUGAAACGGACAGAGGAACUGGUUUCCUUGGAGAAGCUGGUGGACUUUGGCAAUGUCAAGUCAAUACCUUUAGUCAUAAGUGGACGUCAUCUGAUUCGAGCAGGAGCCUUGAAAAAGCUGACAGUCAAAAGUUACCACACCUCAGGCUCCACAGUGUCACGCACAGACAUCUACCUGCACCUCUUCAAUGACCUUUUGCUCCUCUCCCACAAGAAUGGACAGAGAUUCAGCGUGCAGGACCACGCCAUGUUCCCCGCCCAUGUUCGUGUAGAGGAGUUAAAGACUCAGAUGUUGGGGCUGCCUCCAGAAGCCUUCCUCCUCCACCUAACCCAAAACCGCUUGAAAACUGCUACAGCUAUUAUACUUGCUGCACAGACACGAUUGGAAAAAGAGACAUGGGUCCAGCUUUUAUCUUCAAAGCAAAUAUAG